Perca fluviatilis (European perch) is the source of this 1486-nucleotide messenger RNA. Its product is annotated as ubiquitin-conjugating enzyme E2-17 kDa-like. The record is from RefSeq and is a predicted model, not a curated record. Gene Ontology annotation, biological process: ubiquitin-dependent protein catabolic process; protein polyubiquitination. The transcript is spliced from 8 exons. Lineage: Eukaryota; Metazoa; Chordata; Actinopteri; Perciformes; Percidae. The coding region runs from base 346 to 792 and encodes 148 amino acids. Gene Ontology annotation, cellular component: nucleus. Gene Ontology annotation, molecular function: ubiquitin conjugating enzyme activity.
AGUGAGACCUCCCAACGGUUUUCAGCUCUCUGUGUGAACGGAAGACAUUUUGAGCUGCUGCGGUCUCUCCGGUUCGUUAUUCGUGUGUCAGCCUAAAGUCAGGGCUGACGUGCUGGAGAUUCUCCAGACUUGAGAGCCAUAAGUUCGUGAAAAAAAAAGACGAGAUUCAACAAAAACAGUUGUAGUUUAACCGACGUAUGUGUAUAUCACAGCUAUCUUAGCUUAGCGCCUGAAACUACAAAAGCUAGCAGAGUCCUAGAUGCUAGUUAGUUAGCAUCACCUAGCUGGCCUGCCCUCCUCCUCCACCUCCUCCACCUCGACAGCCGGUCCCUUCACGCAGACACAAUGGCUUUAAAACGAAUUACCAAGGAGCUAACCGAUCUGUCCCGAGAUCCUCCCGCUCAGUGCUCCGCUGGGCCCGUCGGGGAAGACAUGUUUCAUUGGCAAGCUACUAUUAUGGGUCCUCCUGACAGUCCCUAUCAAGGCGGUGUAUUUUUCCUGACUAUUCAUUUCCCUACAGAUUAUCCCUUCAAACCACCCAAGGUCGCCUUCACAACAAGAAUUUAUCACCCAAAUAUUAACAGUAAUGGCAGCAUCUGCUUGGAUAUUUUGAGAUCACAGUGGUCUCCUGCAUUAACUAUCUCUAAAGUCCUUUUGUCCAUUUGUUCUCUGUUAUGUGACCCGAACCCUGACGACCCUCUAGUGCCAGAGAUCGCCCGCAUCUACAAAACAGACCCUGUUAAGUAUAGCAGGCUAGCCAGGGAGUGGACAGAGAAGUAUGCCAUGCUGUGAUGGUACAACAAGACUGCUCAGGACUGGACUCAGAAAUACGCCAUGUGACCCUUCUUCUUCUUCCUCUUCUUCUUCUUCUUCUUCUUCUUCUUCUUCUCACUGCUGAAAAAAAUAAAUAGAUUUCUCAUGUGGCGCCCCCCCCGCCCCCCUCCCUCCCUCCCUCCCUCCCUCCCUCCCUCCCGCUCGCUCAUCAGCCAAUAACAGCAAUUUGUUCAUAAUUUCUUUUGUUUUUGUUUUUUUUUCCUCCUAAAUGCUUUUAAAUUCUUGAUUUCCUCCUGCUUUUCAAAAUAAAACGUAAGAAAGGUGAAGUAAGGACCGAGGACUCCUGAGCUGUCAAUGUGCCAACUGUCGAAUAAAUAAAAAACAGAAACCGAAAGCCCACAAAGCAGAGUGGACCGACGAGAGAACUGUUACAGUAAAUACCAAUAAUAAUAAUAAUAAUAAUAAUUAAAUGCAUGUCAGUGAUUGGUUCACGUGCUGCUGAGAAAGACCCGAGAGACGACAGCUUUAUUUUGGAUUUUAUUGAGUUUGUCGUUGCUGUUUGUAGACGAGAGAGCCGUCAGUUCAUCCAUCGCCCAACACUGGUCUCCUGGUUUUGCACUGAAGAUGAAACUCAAAGCUCUCAACAGCUGAUUGAUCAACUAAUAGCUCUGUGAUGGGUUUUUAUCAAUAAAGAUCAACAAAUUGCAGAUUU